This is a messenger RNA of Drosophila bipectinata, 584 nucleotides long. RefSeq lists its product as uncharacterized. The record is from RefSeq and is a predicted model, not a curated record. NCBI's taxonomy places the organism in Eukaryota, Metazoa, Arthropoda, Insecta, Diptera, Drosophilidae.
ACACUGUCCCCCCAAUCACCUGAAGCGAAAGCCCCACGGACGUGCUUUCCAAAGCAAACUGCCUAGCGAACGAGUCUCGUCUCUGCUGCUGCCUAUUUGUUUGUGCUCCACCGCCGCCUCCCAUCAACGAUCGUCCCCCGCACCUCCCGCGACCGCGUGCUCGUAUCGAACAAAGAGUGGAAAAUUUUCGAGUCGGCAGAAAACCCUUCUGCCCCUUCUGUGCCGUGAAAGCAAGGAAUACGGGCCGGGACUAGCAAAAACCCGCCGCGGCCCCCACCGAAUCGGAUCUAAUCAAUCCCCACCUGGACUGGAUGGGUGUGCAGCGUAGUAUGCCAGUGAGCUGUGGCAACAAGGACUGCCUGGGUCUUCGCAAACGAGUCUGUGGCCUGCACCAAACCUGGAAGUGGCUGCAUCAAACGCCCGCCCUUCACGAGUAUCUGAUCUCCGCCAGCUCCGUAGCUGCAAACAAAAACGCCUCAGUCUAAAGUCCAGCGCAGAGACCAAAGCCAUCUAAACCAAAACGAAUACAAUAGCAAAUACAAAUACUACCGUAGAACAUAAAGACACCCGAACCUAAAACAACA